UGAGCCAUUCAAAGUGGAGAGAGAGAGCCCAGAACCCUCCAAAGGUCGAAUCUCCAUGGCGAAAACGCGUUCACCUGCAGUUUGAGAUAGAGAGAAGAGGGGAACGAAACAUGAACAGGAAAGUCAUCGUCGCCAAAAGCUUUAAACUCCAUCGCCAAACUACUUCUCUUUCCCUUUCAAGAUCCCAAUCUCGACUCACAAAAGUCCAUCUGGAGUAUCCUCUCUUCUCCCAAAACUGAAGUUUCCUCACUUUUUAGUACCCAAUUUUUAAUGGGUACUCUGCUGUUUCCUUCUCUCCCUCUCUCUAUCAUUAUCUAACCAGGUCCUGCAGAAAACCAGCCACCAUUAAUGGAUUUCAUCGAGCUUGAGGCCAUCGAAGGUCUUAGGUGGUCAUGGAACACUUGGCCAACAACCCCAUCUGAAGCUUCUUCGCUUGUGAUCCCUUUGAGCAUCAUGUGCACGCCAUUGAUGCAAUUACAGGACACCCCACUUCUCCCUUAUCACCCUCUUGCGUGUAAACAAUGCAGAGCUAUACUCAACCCUUAUGCUCGGGUUGAGUACCAAACCAGAGUCUGGUAUUGCCCCUUCUGUUUCUCUAGGAACCCAUUUCCCAGUUCUUAUGUUGGUAUCUCAGAGACAAAUUUACCAGCUGAGCUUUUCCCCACUUAUAGCACAGUUGAAUAUGUUCUCAGUUCAGGAAAACCUACACAACCAACUUCUUCCUCUUCUUCGAUUUCUGCUUCUUCCUCGUCCUCUUCUUUAGGUUUGGGCUCCGAUUCAAGUGUGAGAUUUGGGGGACCUGGGUUUGUGUUUGUUGUGGAUACUUGCAUGGAAGAAGAGGAAUUUGGGGUUUUGAAGAAGGAGAUUUUGAGGUUAUUGACACGAUUGCCUGAGAAUGCUAUGGUGGGUUUGAUCACUUUUGGGUCGAUGGUUUUUGUUCACGAUUUGGGGUAUGGAGCGUGUUUGAGAGCUGUGGUGCUUCGUGGCGACAGGGAUGUUUCUCCACAGAAAAUCCAAGAGCUCCUAGGCAUAUCGCAUCUCCAUCAUCGCCACUUCGGCAAGGCACAUAUUCACCGACAAGGCUAUCUCCUCCCCAUCUCAGAUUGCGAGUUUAAUUUUACUGCUGCCCUUGAAGGCAUCUCUGUUUCCGUUCCUCCCAUGCCUGGCCAUAGACCCCAACGCUCCACUGGUGCUGCAAUAGCUGUAGCUACUACCCUUUUAGAAGCUUGCCUUCCAAACACAGGAGUGCAAAUCAUGACUUUCCUCUCAGGUCCUACAACUGUGGGCCCUGCCAUGGUUGUUGAGACUGAUCUCACAAAGAGCAUCCGGACCCACCAAGACCUGCUCUCUGAUAGAGCCCCUCACUACAAGAAAGCUUGCAAUUUCUACAGCCACUUAGCUCAAAGGCUAUCAGAUUCCUCUCUCUCUCUAGAUGUGUUCGCCUGCUCUCUAGACCAGGUGGGGACCGCUGAGCUCAAACCAUCGGUUGAGAGCUCAGGAGGCCUGAUGGUCCUUGCUGAGUCUUUUGGUUCCGAUCAGUUUAAGAAGUGUUUGCACCGGCUCUUUGAACUAGACCACCACGACAUGAACUUCAAUGCAACAAUUGAUGUGGUAACCACAAAAGAGGUGAAGAUAUGUGGGGCUUUAGGGCCCUGUGUCUCUCUCAGAAGGAAGAACAGCUUGGUGAGUGAGAAAGAGAUAGGGAAAGGUGGGACUUGUGCAUGGAAACUUAGCACGAUCCAUAGCAAGACAUGUAUAGCCUUCUUUUUUGAAGUGGGGGGUGAGCCCAAAGCCCAACCAGGCUCUGCUUUUCUCAUUCAGUUUCAAACGAGAUAUCGAAAUGGAAAUGGAGAGACCCGGCUUCGUGUAACCACUUGUGCAAGAAGGUGGGUUGAUAAGGCACGGUUCCAAGAGAUUGCCGAAGGUUUUGAUCAGGAGGCUGCAGCUUCAGUCAUGGCUAGGCUCGCAAUUCACAAGGCUGAACAAUCAUGUGCCGAUAACGCGCUUCGGUGGCUUGACAAAACCCUCAUCCGUUUCGCUGCAAAGUUUGGGGACUAUGUGAAGGAGGACCCAUCCACAUUUCGUCUCUCAUCAACUUUCUCUCUCUACCCCCAAUUCAUGUUCUAUCUGCGAAGGUCUCAGUUCUUAGAUGUUUUUAACAAUACCCCAGAUGAGACAGCCUUCUUUCGGUUGGUUUUGAACCGAGAAGGGGUGGUGGGCUCACUUGUUAUGAUCCAACCAACUCUUUUUAGAUAUUCGUUCGAUGGGCCCCCAGUUCCAGUUUUACUCGACGUUAAAUCGAUUUCACUAGAUUGUAUCUUACUAUUUGAUUCAUUUUUCCAUGUGGUGGUUCAUUUUGGGUCCAACUUUGCCCAGUGGAGGAAGCUUGGGUAUCUUGAGUACCCGAACUAUGAGAACUUGAGGAAACUCAUGGAGGCUCCGGUUCAAGAUGCUGAGGCCCUGAUUGCAGAGAGAAUUCCGGUUCCUAAGCUUGUGGUAUGUGAUCAACAUGGAAGCCAGGCUCGGUUUUUGCUUGCAAAACUGAACCCCUCAAUUACUCAGAAGACGGAAUGGGUUGAUACGAGCUCAACUGAGAUGAUAUUCACAGAUGAUCCAAGUUUGCAAGAUUUUAUGAAGCAUUUACAGGAGUUGGCUGUUCAGUCCUGAUGUGGGUUUUUUGGUUCCGGGCCUUUUUGUGUGGGUCUCUCUCUCUCCCCAUCGCCCCCCAAAAAAAGUAGUGUGGAAUCAUGUAUUGCGAGUGUAUGAUACGAGUGUGAUAUCUCAAUAUGUAUCAAAGCUGCUAGAGAUUUGUGUACAAAAAGUAUUGUGAGCUCUCAGUAUGGCCGUGUUUUUUAGGCCGAAUGAGAUAAUUGGAUGAGGCUUGUUCAUAUGCUAGGAGCAGCUUUGUCGAUUUUUCUUUUGAAGUUAUAUAUGUUUAUUGUUAGGUAUCUUUUGCUUAAUGGAUCUGAUUGUCUGGGA
Messenger RNA from Amborella trichopoda, 2979 nucleotides. RefSeq names its product Sec23/Sec24 protein transport family protein. Gene Ontology annotation, molecular function: zinc ion binding; GTPase activator activity. Gene Ontology annotation, cellular component: COPII vesicle coat; endoplasmic reticulum exit site. Lineage: Eukaryota; Viridiplantae; Streptophyta; Magnoliopsida; Amborellales; Amborellaceae. Gene Ontology annotation, biological process: COPII-coated vesicle cargo loading; intracellular protein transport; endoplasmic reticulum to Golgi vesicle-mediated transport. The record is from RefSeq and is a predicted model, not a curated record.